Molecule: messenger RNA, 3481 nt
Organism: Anopheles cruzii
Lineage: Eukaryota; Metazoa; Arthropoda; Insecta; Diptera; Culicidae
Gene: Spt5
Product: transcription elongation factor SPT5
Exons: 2
Coding region: 106-3372 (1088 amino acids)
Biological process (GO): transcription elongation by RNA polymerase II; transcription elongation-coupled chromatin remodeling; regulation of transcription by RNA polymerase II
Cellular component (GO): DSIF complex
Molecular function (GO): mRNA binding; protein binding
Source: RefSeq, a predicted model, not a curated record
UAUUUGUGAGAAAAACAUCGCAGUGAAUAAAUCUUGUAAAAAAAGUGCGAGUAGUAGUUUGCCCGAAACCAAAUCGUGCGGAGCCCACAAAAACCAAGCAGUAUCAUGUCGGACAGUGGCUCUGGAUCCGACGUGGACAGCGCGGCGUCGAACCGAUCGCGGAAAAGCAUCAUAUCAAACCGUUCAGCCUCUCGGUCUGUUUCCCGUUCUCGCUCGGCAUCGGCAUCACAGUCGGACAACGAGCCUCCCAGAAAAAAGAACCGCAAGAAAGGAGGACGCCGUAUGGAGGAUAAUGAUGAUGAAGACGAAGAAGAAGAAGACGCUGAGGACGAGCAGGAACCGGAAGGUGAAGAUUUGAAUUCAGAGGAUGAAUAUGACGAGGAAGAGGAAGACGAUGACGACAAUCGGCGCGGUGGGCGUAAGAAAAAGAAAAAACCGGAACGUUUCGGUGGGUUCAUCAUCGACGAGGCAGAAGUGGACGAUGAGGUGGACGAGGAUGACGAGUGGGAGGACGGCGCUCAAGAGAUGGGCAUCGUGGGUAACGAAAUCGAGGAAGUGGGGCAGACGGCACGUGAAAUUGAAAAUAGGCGCAGGGGCACUAAUUUGUGGGAUUCGCACAAAGAAGAUGAGCUGGCCGAGUACUUGAAACGCAAGUACGCGGACGGGUCCGUGGCACGACGUCAGUUUGGCGACGGGGGUGAGGAAAUGUCCGACGAAAUUACGCAACAAACGUUACUGCCCGGUAUCAAGGAUCCAAAUCUGUGGAUGGUGAAAUGUCGCAUAGGGGAAGAGAAGGCAACGGCGUUGUUGCUGAUGCGCAAAUUUCUCACCUAUCAGAACACGGACCAGCCACUGCAGAUAAAAGCCGUCGUUGCGCCUGAAAGCGUAAAGGGGUACAUCUACAUCGAGGCGUAUAAGCAGGCACACGUGAAAGCGGCAAUCAACAAUGUGGGCAAUCUGCGAGUAGGCAUCUGGAAGCAGGAGAUGGUACCGAUCAAGGAAAUGACGGAUAUUCUGAAAGUUGUGAAGGAGCAAUCGGGGCUGAAGCCGAAGCAGUGGGUCCGACUGAAGCGGGGCAUCUAUAAGGAUGACAUUGCGCAGGUGGAUUACGUUGAUUUGGCACAAAACCAGGUGCACUUGAAGCUGCUGCCUCGCAUCGAUUAUACGCGGCUAAGGGGCGCUUUAAGAACGACGCAGCAGGAAGGUAGCGACAGCAAGCGCAAGAAGCGACGUCCAGCAGCGAAAUCGUUCGAUCCGGAAGCGAUCCGUGCGAUAGGCGGUGAAGUGACAUCGGAUGGAGACUUUUUAAUUUUCGAGGGUAAUCGUUACUCGCGCAAAGGCUUUCUCUACAAGGCGUUCACGAUGUCGGCCGUACAGGUGGAAGGCGUAAAGCCUACAUUGGCAGAGCUGGAACGAUUUGAGGAACAGCCAGAAGAGAUCAACAUCGAAUUGGCCGUUUCGUCGAAGGAGGAUCCCGUCUCUGCACAUUCAUUCUCAAUGGGCGACAACGUGGAAGUUUGCGUUGGCGAUUUGAUGAAUCUUCAGGCGAAAAUCAUUGCCAUUGAUGGGUCACUGAUUACGGUAAUGCCAAAGCACGAGGAACUGCGCGAUCCGCUCAUCUUCAAGGCGAGCGAGCUGCGCAAGUACUUCAAGACAGGCGACCAUGUAAAAGUGCUUGCCGGAAGAUACGAGGGCGAGACGGGAUUGAUUGUCCGCGUAGAAUCUGCGCGCGUGGUGCUCGUAUCGGACCUGACAAUGCACGAACUGGAAGUAUUGCCCCGCGACCUGCAACUCUGCACGGACAUGGCAACGGGCGUAGACUCUCUCGGCAUCUACCAAUGGGGGGAUCUAGUUCAGCUGGAUGCGCAAACCGUCGGAGUGAUAGUCCGUUUGGAGCGCGAAAAUUUUCACGUGCUAGGAAUGCAUGGGAAGGUGAUCGAAUGUAAGCCGACAGCGUUACAAAAACGGCGUGAAAAUCGAAAUACAAUCGCUUUGGACUGGGAUCAAAAUCAGAUUCGGCGGAAAGAUAUCGUCAAAGUGAUGGAAGGACCUCAUACAGGCCGCGAUGGAGAGAUCAAACAUCUUUACCGCAAUCUCGCUUUCCUGCAUUCGCGGAUGUACACAGAAAAUGGGGGCAUUUUUGUGGUGAAAACUCGUCACUUACAGCUCGCUGGUGGAAGCAAGAACACCCUCCCAAGCAACCCCAUGAUGAGCCCAUUUGGUGGUGUUAUGUCACCACGGAUUCAUUCACCAAUGCAUCCGUCCGGAGGUCGCGGUGGCUCAGGUAGCAGUGGCUCAACGCGCGGUGGACGAGGUGGGGGUCGCGGAGGAGGACGUAUUUCCAGGGAUCGGGAAAUUCUUGGCCGCACGAUCCGUAUCACGGGCGGACCGUAUAAAGGUGCUGUUGGUAUCGUGAAGGAUGCAACGGAGACCACAGCUCGCGUGGAGCUGCAUUCUUCUUGCCAAACAAUCUCUGUUGACCGUAAUCACAUCGCCGUCGUUGAUGGUGCAGCUGUGGUUCGCGAAGGAAGUAUGUCCUCGUACUUGCGCACACCAAGCCGCACACCGGCCAGCAACUAUGGCGCUCAAACGCCGGUGUAUUCCGGAUCGAAAACACCGCUGCAUGGUUCACAAACACCCCAGUACGAACCGGGAAGUCGCACUCCGUAUGGUUCGAUGACGCCAUCGCACGAUGGUUCAAUGACACCUCGGCACGGAGCUUGGGAUCCAUCGGUGUCGAACACACCAGCCCGAGGAAACGAUUUCGAUUUUAUUGAAGAACCAUCGCCGUCCCCCGGUUACAACCCGAGCACCCCUGGUUAUCAGGUGAACACGCCAUACGCGCCACACACACCGGGUAACACGUUCAACACGGAUAACUACAGUCCAAAUCCAAGCCCGUCCCCUUAUCAGGUCGGUGGAUAUAUAGGCACUCCAUCACCAAGUGCUUAUUCUCCUGCAACGCCCGGUGCUCCCGCUUCACCUUACAAUCCGCAGACACCUGGAGCUGGACUAGAUUCGCAGCUCGGCGAAUGGUUCAUGAACGAUAUUGAAGUAACGAUCCGAAGUCACGGCGAUUCCGAUUUGAGUGGCCAAACAGGCAUUAUCCGAAGUUUCGACAACGAUGAUUGCGUUGUAACGGUGUAUCUGCCGGAAGAAGAUCGCUGCGUCACUGUGCCAAUGACAAACCUACAGCCUGUGUUGCCCGAACCCGGCGAUAAAUUCAAGAUCAUUGUCGGUGAAGAUCGUGAAGCCAUCGGCGAAUUCAUCAACAUGUCCGGUAACAACGAAGCGUUGGUCACCAUUAACGGUCACUCAACACUCAUCCCGCUUAACUCCAUGUGCCGUUAUAAAGAACAGAACAAAAUCUAGAAUACUAUCCAAUGUUUUGCACGACAGUCUACGGACCAUAAUUAUUCGUUUUUACUUUUAACUAGUUUAAAAUUUAUUCCACGAUUGUAUGAAAAAUACUUACAUGAUU